AUGGUCUGCAACCAGGAGAAGCCGGCCAAAGAGGAGAGGGUGGAGGAGGAGGAGGAGGAGAAACCGCCAAAGAGGAGGACGGAGCCCCCGGAGCUGAAGCGGCGGCGGGAGGCCAGCAUCCGCCUCCAGGCCUGGUGGCGCGGCACGCUGGUGCGCCGGACGCUGCUGGCGGCCGCACUGCGGGCCUGGCUCCUGCAGCUGUGGUGGCGGCGGCGGCUGUGCUGGCGGCGCUGGGGGCUGCGGCGCCGGCUGGUGCACGUCUACGCCCUGGAGGAGCUGGGCGCCGUGCGGCUGCAGUCCUGGUUCCGCAUGUGGCAGUGCCAGCGCGGCUACUGCCGGACGCGCCGCGCCAUCUGCCUCUCCGCGGACCCCGAGAGCUGCUUCCACCUGCAGAUCCAGGACCCCCUGGCUCCCCAGGACCCAGAGGCUCCCCAGGGCCCAGAGGCUCCCCAGGGCCCAGAGGCUCCCCAGGGCCCAGAGGCUCCCCAGGACCCAGAGGCUCCCCAGGGCCCACGGGCUCCCCAGGGUCCACGGGCUCCCCAGGACCCACAGGCCCCACCGGUGGGGCGCAUGGGCGCCAACAAAGACCUGCAGUUCUGUGUGGAGAUCCUAACUGUGUAG
Messenger RNA from Pipistrellus kuhlii (Kuhl's pipistrelle), 621 nucleotides. RefSeq names its product IQ domain-containing protein F3-like. NCBI's taxonomy places the organism in Eukaryota, Metazoa, Chordata, Mammalia, Chiroptera, Vespertilionidae. The record is from RefSeq and is a predicted model, not a curated record. Bases 1 to 621 code for a protein of 206 amino acids. The transcript is spliced from 3 exons. Gene Ontology annotation, molecular function: calmodulin binding.